AUGAGCGACUUCGACUCAUGCCGCCCCUCCGUCAAGUUCCACACCAUCAACACCGGAUUCCGCCUCUCCGCCCGCCCCUUCGUCAAGUUCCACACCAUCAACACCGGAUUCCGCCCCUCCGCCCACCCCCAACUCCGCAUCACUUUCACCUAUCUUCUCUCACAUUGGAUUAAAAACAAACAUUCCACAACCGCAAGAUUGAUCGAGCUGGUCCCUCCGCCGCAACGCCCCACCUCGGCCGCCGUCACCGUCCCCAUCGGAGAAUCCCUGUCGUACGACGACGUACGGGUGGCCGUCAAGGGGGCCAUCGGGGACCGCCUCUGUCUCGACGAGGCCUCGAUCAUCCGCCGCGCAUGGGAGCACGCGCGUGAGAAUUGUCUCCCGGCGGCGCGUGGGAGCACAUGCGAGCGCGAGGAGUUGAUCGUCAUCGAAUACCGCCUCGUGGACAUCCUUCCGGCGUCGUUCCGGCUGCUGGAGGAUUGCGAGGUGGACCGCGCUUCCGACUGCAUCAUCUGCUUGGAAGAUCUCCUCCACCGUGACAUCCAUCACGGCGGCGGAGCGUUGAGGUCGCCGUGUUCGCACGUUUUUCACGGCGGCUGCAUCAUGAAGUGGCUGAAGAAGAGUCCCGGUUGUCCGCUUUGCCGCCGCGAGAUGUCGGCGGAAUCGACUCAAAAAACAGAAAGAAUUAGGGUGAAAAAUUAG
Molecule: messenger RNA, 702 nt
Organism: Salvia miltiorrhiza (redroot sage)
Lineage: Eukaryota; Viridiplantae; Streptophyta; Magnoliopsida; Lamiales; Lamiaceae
Exons: 1
Coding region: 1-702 (233 amino acids)
Biological process (GO): protein ubiquitination
Cellular component (GO): cytoplasm
Molecular function (GO): ubiquitin protein ligase activity
Source: RefSeq, a predicted model, not a curated record